AUGCAGAACGUCUAUGGAUACGCUCUCCAAAAUACAUAUCAUCUUGAUUGGCGAGAUACAAUUAAUCAAAAGCUUGAAGGCGGACGAAAGGACCAACUCAUCCAAAAUGCCCUUAUAGCAUCUGUUGAACCCAAAAUUGCUCCAACUGUUGUUGCAGCCAACUCAUCCAAAGCGACUUUGGAUGCUUUGAACACCACUUAUGCAAACAGAUCACAAACCCGUGUCUUCAGUCUACGUGAUCAACUUACUCGCGUCACUAAAGAAUCUCGCUCCAUCACUGAAUAUCUUUACACUAUUCGAGCCCUUUCGGAUGAGUUAGCCAUGGUUGGUUUUCCUAUGUCAAAUCCUGUACUCAACAUCAAAAUACUCAGCGGUCUAGGUCCUGAAUUUCGUGAAAUCUCUGAUGCCAUCCGUGCACGUUAUACAGCUAUCUCAUAUGAAGAAUUGUUUGAAAAGAUACUUGACCAUGGACUCUUUCUUCAUCACGAGGAUGUUAAGAAACUUUCCAGUCCCAUAACUAUCGCGGUUGCGACUCCCACCAAAUCCAAAUCCAAUACCAAUAACCGUAACAAUUGUAGGUAG
Molecule: messenger RNA, 582 nt
Organism: Capsicum annuum
Lineage: Eukaryota; Viridiplantae; Streptophyta; Magnoliopsida; Solanales; Solanaceae
Exons: 2
Coding region: 1-582 (193 amino acids)
Source: RefSeq, a predicted model, not a curated record